AGUUGUACAGGAGAGCCAGCAGCAGUCCCUCACAGGCUUUAUUUUUAUUUUUAUGUAUUUUUUUGUUUUUAGGACAUUUGCUCGACGAGUUCAGGAGUCGAAAAAGACUAAAAAGCAAGGAGCAUGUGAUGGCAUUUGAGAGCGUUCAGUCACUCGUGCUUUGCCAUGACUGAUACCUUAUUGGUCGCUCACAUCACACUCCAUGCUUACUGAUUGAAACCCACAGAAAUCAUUUCAGCAACACCUCAGACCCUAGGGCAGUGUGUUGGUCUGGCAGUGUGUUGUGUGACGGUCUGAGUGCGUGUUGUGUGACGCUCUCAGUGUGUGUUGUGUGACGCUCUGCGUGUGUGCUGUGCGACGCUCUGCGUGUGUGUUAUUGUGUGUGUGACGCCGCCAUGCUGAGGCGGGGGCCGCUCGCCUGGCUGUCCCGUGUCGGGUUGGUGCUCGUGCUGCUGUGCUGCACCGCCUCCCUGCUCUACGUCACCACCUGCGGCCCCCACCAGGAGGACGGGCUGGGGGGGGGCAACGCUCUGCCCCGGGCCGCAGGCGGGGGCGGAGGAGCUGGGGGUGGAGGCGGAGGCGGAGGCGGAGGCGGUGGUCCGAGCGGGGGGCCCACGGGACGCGAGGGCUACCAGGCCCUGCUGCAGGAGCACGAGGACCAGCAUCGGAUCCACAUCGCCAGCCUGAAGAAGCAGAUCGCCCAGCUGAAGGAGGCCCUGCAGGAGCGUGGCGAGCAGCUCAAGGGCGUCCAGGAGUCCCUGGAGCGGGCCGCCGGCGUUGGCAGGGGCGCAGGAGGAGGAGGAGCAGCAGCAGCAGGAGGAGGAGGUGAUGGCGCUCCGGGCGCAGCAGCUGCCACCAACGAAAAGAGCCCCAACGCCGACCUCCAGGAGUUCCUGCGCAGCCAGCUGAGCCAGGCGGAGGUGCACCAGGGCACGCGGCUGCCCAGCGAGUACGCCGUGGUGCCCUUCGAGAGCUUCACCCUGCAGCGCGUCUACCAGCUGGAGACGGGCCUCACCCGGCACCCCGAGGAGAAGCCCGUGCGCAAGGACCGGCGCGACGAGCUGGGGGAGGUGAUCGAGAACGCCCUGCAGGCCCUCAACGCCCCCCGCACCAGCGGAGGAGACAGGACCCUCAGCAAGGCCUACGCCCCAUCUGACUUCAUUGAGGGAAUUGCACGGACGGAGAAGGACAAAGGCACGCUUUACGAGCUGACGUUCCGUGGCGACCAGAAACAGGAGUUCCGAAGGCUGGUGCUGUUCCGUCCCUUCGGCCCGCUAAUGAAGGUGAAGAAUGAGAAAGUGGACACGGCUGCGGUCGUCAUCAACAUCGUGGUUCCGCUGUCCCAGCGAGCCGACAAGUUCCGACAGUUCAUGCACAACUUCAGAGAGGUGUGUGUGAGGCAAGACAAACGGAUCCACCUCACUGUGGUGUACUUCGGGAGGGACCAGAUGAGCGAGGUGAAAGGAACCCUUGAGAAUACCUCCAGGGAGAUGAACUUCAAGAACUUCACGCUCAUUCAGCUGAACGAGGAGUUCUCGCGGGGCCGCGGGCUGGAUGUCGGGGCGAGGGCGUGGAAGGGGGGCAACGUCCUCCUCUUCUUCUGCGACGUGGACAUCGUCUUCACGGCGGACUUCCUCAACACCUGCCGCCUGAACGCCCAGGCUGGUAAGAAGGUCUUUUAUCCGGUUCUGUUCAGCCAGUACAACCCUGCGGUCAUCUACGGCAGCCAUGAGCACAUUCCUCCAGUGGAACAGCAACUGGUCAUCAAAAAAGACACAGGCUUCUGGAGAGAUUUUGGCUUCGGUAUGACGUGUCAGUACAGAUCCGACUUCAUCAACAUAGGCGGCUUCGACGUGGACAUUAAAGGCUGGGGCGGCGAGGACGUGCACCUGUACCGCAAGUACCUGCACAGCAACCUGCUGGUGGUGCGCGCGCCGUCCCGCGGCCUCUUCCACCUCUGGCACGAGAAGCACUGCACCGACCAGCUGCCUCCGGACCAGUACAAGAUGUGCAUGCAGUCCAAGGCCAUGAACGAGGCCUCGCACGGCCAGCUGGGCAUGCUGCUCUUCCGCCACGAGAUCGAGGCGCACCUCCGCAAGCAGCGGGCACAGUCCAGUGCCAAGAAGGCCUGAGCAGAGACGCGGGAUACGGACCGCUGGAUGGGGCAGGGGGUGCGGGGGCGGGGGCGGG
Messenger RNA from Clupea harengus (Atlantic herring), 2190 nucleotides. Its product is annotated as chondroitin sulfate N-acetylgalactosaminyltransferase 1. The coding region runs from base 396 to 2132 and encodes 578 amino acids. The transcript has 7 exons. Gene Ontology annotation, cellular component: Golgi cisterna membrane. NCBI's taxonomy places the organism in Eukaryota, Metazoa, Chordata, Actinopteri, Clupeiformes, Clupeidae. The record is from RefSeq and is a predicted model, not a curated record. Gene Ontology annotation, molecular function: glucuronosyl-N-acetylgalactosaminyl-proteoglycan 4-beta-N-acetylgalactosaminyltransferase activity.